AUGAAUCUCACACAACAACUAUCAUUUGUUCUCCCUCAUAAUGAAUCAUUCAAACUGAUAUAUGUUCAAUCAAAACCAGUAUCAGUCAAAUCACCAAUUCUUUUCAAAAAGAAUGCUCAACCUUUGCUCCUGAAACCUCAGGAUACAUUAAAGAUUCGACAUUUCUUCAUCUUGGUUCAAAAUGAUUUGAUAAUCUUGGGUGUAGAGAUAUAUACAUAUAUUCAAGUAUUUGAUGAUCAUAUCGACCAAUAUAUCUUUGUCUCCAAGUGUGACACCACCGGAUUGCAGAAGCUAAACUCUUUUAAAGUAGCAGACGUUGUUGAAGUGGUUAUAAAAUAUAUAAUUAAUUACAAUAUACUGCUGUACAAGAUCAAAUUGAAGCAUAAAAAGAAGACAAAGUCAACCAUCAAAGAAAGUAAAGAGGUAAAUGGAACACUUGCGCUAAUCAAAAAGCUACAGAAAAGAAUUGCUGUGGGCAGAACAAAAAUACCCUACCACCACCAUGAAGAAGAAAAAGAAGAAGAAGCCGAUGCUGAUGCUGAUGAUGCGUUGAUAUCGUUGGGAAAAUCAACUGUAAAGGCAUCCAAUCUCUUUGCAUUGCCACUGCGUCAUAACCUUCGGCUAUGUCUAUUCACAAAGACUGCACCACAAUAUUUAUUUCCAAACUCAUCGAAAAACCCUUCGAAACACAAUAUCACUGGGCAAACUCUCCUAAAGUGGUGGAUCCCAAUUAUCAACAGAGCCACUCUAAGCUGGCUGCAACAUAAACUCCUUAUACCAGGAUCUGAUACCAUUGCAACGGCAAAGUUUAUUGAAAAUUAUCCAAACUGGAGACAGGGCCACAUAUUUGGCGAAACAAGCGAUAGAAAAGAAACGGAAAGAAGUGAUAGAGACAUGGAAGCUAGUGAAGAUGACAAUGACAAUGGAAAUGAAAUUGUAAUUAACAAUAGUAAUCAAAAUAAAGAUAAAAUUGGCAAACAAGAUAAGGGCAUGGCUUGUGAACCGCUUGCCGUAUACAACAUUCCCUUAUUCCCCGAUGAUCCAAAGGGACGGUUCUUGGAACAUCUUAUUGUGGAAAAUCGUCUUCAAAAAAUGACCACUGCCAGAUUCUAUAAGGAACUAGGGUACAGACAAGAAUUUCGGUUGGGUGAUUGUGUAGGACUAAUUGGGUGUUCUGUUGAUGAUUACAAAUACGUGUCGAAUGAAACUAGGCCAGAUGUUGGAAACGAUAAUACAAGAAAAACAGACUUGGAAAUUUUGAAACCACUAGUUGUUAGUGUCAAGCAGUAUAAAUCAUUUAUUGACUUGAUGAAACUGGUAAGUUACGAUUCCAUCGAGAGUGUACAGCAUCUUGUUCAAAAUUACAUACCUGAAUACUUUUUGUCCUGUGGGUUAAAACAUUUCCAAUACGAUUCAAUUAUAGGUUUAAGGAAAGUGGAGACGAAAAGUACAGUUGAUAGUGAGGAAAAAAAGAGGAAAAACAUCGAUGGUGUUGUUUCCCAACCUAUUGCAAAUGAUCUUACAGGUUUAAUCAAGAGACGAAAGAAGUAG
Messenger RNA from Lodderomyces elongisporus, 1551 nucleotides. It is a transcript of the gene RTT109, whose product is annotated as H3 histone acetyltransferase. The transcript has a single exon. NCBI's taxonomy places the organism in Eukaryota, Fungi, Ascomycota, Pichiomycetes, Serinales, Debaryomycetaceae. The record is from RefSeq and is a predicted model, not a curated record. Gene Ontology annotation, biological process: DNA damage response; DNA replication-dependent chromatin disassembly; regulation of DNA-templated transcription. Gene Ontology annotation, molecular function: histone H3K56 acetyltransferase activity. Gene Ontology annotation, cellular component: nucleus. Bases 1 to 1551 code for a protein of 516 amino acids.